This is a messenger RNA of Sapajus apella (tufted capuchin), 4570 nucleotides long. RefSeq names its product glucagon receptor (gene GCGR). The transcript has 13 exons. Gene Ontology annotation, biological process: cell surface receptor signaling pathway; adenylate cyclase-activating G protein-coupled receptor signaling pathway. The record is from RefSeq and is a predicted model, not a curated record. Gene Ontology annotation, molecular function: glucagon receptor activity; peptide hormone binding. Gene Ontology annotation, cellular component: plasma membrane. Bases 2190 to 3440 code for a protein of 416 amino acids. Lineage: Eukaryota; Metazoa; Chordata; Mammalia; Primates; Cebidae.
GGCAGGGCCCUGGAGCGGAGGCCCUCGUGUGUGGCGGCACCAUCUCCUCUCUCGCUGGCUUGGGGUGUUCCCAGUGGCUCUGGGGCUGAUACAGCAGGCAUUGAAAUGGCUCCUGUUUCUCUGGCAGAGUUGUGGGGGCAGAGCCAGCUUUGGCCACACUGCGUUCUAAGGGGCUGUCAUUUUGCCCAGGGAGCUCCUGGCUGGACCGUCUACCCCCGGGGCCAGCACACAUCCCCCCAUGUCCCACUGCAGGGCCCCGAGGCAGGCAACAGCUUAUCAGUCAGUGUCCUUCCUCCUCAGCCCCGGCCUGCAUCUCCAUCGUCCACCCUGCUCCAGCCGCCCCUUGUCCCUCUCCCUGCCCCUGGCCCGGAGCCUCUGGCCCCUCCUGCACUCCUGAGCCUAUCCAUCCAGCAGCGCCCCUCCUCCAAGGCCCCUCUGGGUCGGGGGUGUACACAGUGGGAAGAGGCAGCCCCUGCUGCUCCUCGCCCAGCCUGGUGCAGUGGCCAGAGCCACCCAGGGCAGUGGCAGCAGAAGGGGCUGUCUGAUUAGAAUCAGGGAAGAUAAGGCCCCUGUGUGACCCCAGAGCUGGGGAUGCCAAAACUGCCCCUCCUGCCCCACCUACCUGCUGCUCUGUCCGUCAAGAGAGAGCCCCCGAUUCUGUGGUUCCUUGGUCCCCAGCACUAAGCCUGCCUGACUCCUCACCUGGCUCGGACUGGGCAUCAGUGACACACAGGUCCUGCCUCCCAGCAGCCCCUUCAUGAGCCCAAGGCCCAAGGGCUGGGGUUGGGAGCCCUUUAGCAGGCUGUGACACAGGUGCCUGUCCCUGUCAUUCAGCUGUCACCCUGCAUGGCGCAUCUCAGGCCCCGUUAGCGGAAGGAACCCCAGGUGGAGCUGGCCCCACUCAGGGUCACCCAGCCACUGCCUGCAGGAGGCUGCACUGUGGUGGCCCAACGUCCAGCCCUGCCCAGAGACCCUCUGCUCCAGCUGCAGCCUUUGCCCCUCCUCACCCCUCUCCCUGGUUUCUCCCUGGCACUGCCCUCCAUCUGCCCAGCCGUCCACCCACACCUCUUACUCUGUUUGAGGGUACCCCAAAGAAGAGCCCAUCGCAGCCCAGGGGCUCACAGCCAGCCACUCGAAGGACCCUGCACACAGGCCCCACAGGAAGACCCUCCCUGCCGCUCCCACGGAAUUCGGCGGGUGCGGAAACGGCUCCACAGCAGUGAAAGGCCGAUUUCUGGGGCUGUUGCUGCCCCGAGCUCCCAGCUCAGAUGCUGUCUCUGGCCUGGGACCAGGCGCUGUGCCUCCUGCAGCCCCAGCAGGCACCACAGAGGCUGUCCUCCUCACCCUGUGCCCUCACCCCAGGCCAGCUCCUCCUUUGAGCCGGCACUGGCAGUGCUAAUCUCAAAGGAAUGUGCAGCCAGCCAGUGGCAUCCCAGGGACCCAGGAAGCCCAGCUGAGCCUUGCACAGCACCCAUGGGGUAUGGAGGCACCCCACUGCUGGGCAGGGGGCAUGCAACAGGCCCCCGAGCGUGGGCCCCACACUUGGCCUGGCGCAGCUGCAAGCCAGCCCAGCCACCUUGCUCACUGUGACCCUGGGGCCAAGUGAUGGAAGGUCCAGGCACUGCCACCCUCACGCUUGGCAUGUUGGCUCAUCAGCCUGGCAGGCCAACUUUCCCAGGGGCUAAGAAUAGGUGGGGAGAACGGUGAGGACCGACCAGCCGGGGGCUGUCAACUGAGGGAGGAGGUCAGCGUCUGGGAGGACAGUCCCCCUCCAAGAGCACUGGGCCACCUGACAGGAGGGUGGCUGCCACCAGCACUGAGUCAAGGGUCUCUGGGACCCCGAGAGCUCCCAGCCAGCCAGCCAGCCCUGGGUGACAGGAAAGCCAGCUCCACCAGGGGAGAUGGUGCAGCCCCCAUGACCCUAGUCAAGACCUCCUGGCAUGUGGGGGCUGGUCAGGUGGCCCGAGCUCCCCCUGGCAAAAAGUGGCCCCUCCUGGGGUCUCUUCCCUUCCAGCUCUCUCUUUAUCCGUAGGACUCUGAGGCUCAGAGGAGCAGCUUAACGGGAGAAGGACGCCCCCCAGGCUCUGCCACUCAGCAGCCCCCAGAGGAGCGUGCACAAACACCAGGACUAAGUGGCCCCAGACGUGCAGUCCCUGCCAGAUGUUGGGGGCAGCUAGCUGCCCAGAGGCAUGCCUCUCCGCCCGCCACGCCCACCUGUGCUGCUGCUGCUACUGCUGGUCUGCCAGCCACAGGCCUCCUCCGCUCAGGUGAUGGACUUCCUGUUUGAGAGGUGGAAGCUCUACGGUGACCAGUGUCACCACAACCUGAGCCUGCUGCCCCCUCCCACUGAGCUGGUCUGCAACAGAACCUUCGACAAGUAUUCCUGUUGGCCGGACACUCCCCCAAAUACCACAGCCAACAUCUCCUGCCCCUGGUACCUGCCUUGGCACCACAAAGUGCAACACCGCUACGUGUUCAAGAGAUGUGGGCCCGAUGGGCAGUGGGUGCGAGGACCCGGGGGGCAGCCUUGGCGAAACGCCUCCCAGUGCCAGAUAGACGGCGAGGAGACUGAUGUCCAGAAGGAGGUGGCCAGGAUGUACAGCAACUUCCAGGCGAUGUACUCGGUGGGCUACACCCUGUCCCUGGGAGCCCUGCUCCUCGCCUUGGCCCUCCUGGGGGGCCUCAGCAAGCUGCACUGCACCCGCAACGCCAUCCAUGCCAACCUGUUUGCAUCCUUCGUGCUGAAGGCCGGCUCUGUGCUGGUCAUUGACGGGCUGCUCAGGACCCGCUACAGCCAGAAGAUCGAGGACGACCUCAGUGUCAGCAUCUGGCUCAGUGAUGGAGCGGUGGCCGGCUGCCGUGUGGCCACAGUGUUCAUGCAUUACGGCAUCGUGGCCAACUACUGCUGGCUGCUGGUGGAGGGCCUAUACCUGCACAGCCUGCUGGGCCUGGCCACCCUCCCCGAGAGGAGCUUCUUCCGCCUCUACCUGGGCAUCGGCUGGGGCGCCCCCAUGCUGUUCGUCAUCCCCUGGGCGGUGGUCAAGUGUCUGUUCGAGAACAUCCAGUGCUGGACCAGCAAUGACAACAUGGGCUUCUGGUGGAUCCUGCGGUUCCCCGUCUUCCUGGCCAUCCUGAUCAACUUAUUCAUCUUCAUCCGCGUCGUUCAUCUGCUUGUGGCCAAGCUGCGAGCACGGCAGAUGCACCACACAGACUACAAGUUCCGGCUGGCCAAGUCCACACUGACUCUCAUCCCCCUGCUGGGGGUCCACGAAGUGGUCUUCGCCUUUGUGACAGACGAGCACGCCCAGGGCACCCUGCGCUCUGCCAAGCUCUUCUUCGACCUCUUCCUCAGCUCCUUCCAGGGCCUGCUGGUGGCUGUCCUCUACUGCUUCCUCAACAAAGAGCUGCCUCGGGCAAUUUGCAGGCCACCAGCAGACUGAGGCAGGAAGAAAUGGGCCUGAACAUUGCCAUGAGUCCAGGUGAAGGGGCAGCCCCCAUGCCACACAGAAAGGUCCAGCCCAUGCCAGGCUUUGUGCUACCAUGUGGCGGGUGGGCACCCUGCUUGCCAGCCAGGGAGCACCAGAAGAGAGCUGCCUCUUGUACACAGGAGGUGCUUCAGGGUGGGGGCUCCUAUUGUCUGGGGCACACCCUGAGUCUAAGGUCCCCAGGACCACACAGCAAGGGUGGAGACAAGUCCAGGGUGGAUGCCCAUGAGGUCAGCCCUCCGGGUGGUCCCUGCAGCAGGCGCUGUGAGACCUGCUGAGGUGUGUGCAUGGGCUGGGGAAGGAGCCAGCCAGUUGGCCCUGCUCUGAGGAGCUGCUGGGAGGUGCAGCUGGGCCCUGGGGGAGGGGGUGCUCACAGCCCCUGCAUGGGCCACGUGGGCUGGAGCCACUCAGGCAGAGCCGGACUAAUUGGAGCAAAUGAGGGUACAGGAGGCUGCUGUGGAAAGGUAAAUAGAAUUACUCACCCGCCAGGCACUGGGGCCCUCCUGGGGGGGCCCUCACCCUGCCACCCACCACAGGGCCUGCCUGCAAGCCUCGGGCCCUGUGGUUACUGUGAUUGGUGGGGGCUGCAAGCCCAGGAGACGGUCCCUCCAGUGGCACCUGCUAGAGGCCUGUGGUCUUUGCCCUUAAGACUUCAGGCCAGCUCUAGGCCCCACCAGCCUUAGGUCCUGGCUGUCCUCUGAGCCCUGGACGCCCAGGUGCCCGUGUGGGGACGAGGCUGUUCCAAGUCAGCACAGGGAGGUUGGCAUUCUCCUUCACGCCAGCUGAGCUCAAGGCUGGUAACUGCCCUGGGGAGUGUGCCCCUCACCUGUGGCUUCCUGACAGCCCUCCCCAUCCCGAGUCCCUUUGCCCUUGUCCUCUUUCACCCUUGUCCAGUCCUCGUCCCCAAGGGAACUGCAGCAGGCUGGUGGAGUCCGGCACAGUUGGGGGCCUGGCAGGGGCUGGACUUACCUCUGCAAUACACACUGGCCCUAACCAGGCAGCCCCGCAGGCAGAUAGGUGGAGGGACCCACCUUUUUUUUUUUUUAGAGACAGAGUCUUGCUCUGUUGCCCAGGUUGGAGUGCAG